This is a messenger RNA of Lemur catta (Ring-tailed lemur), 1934 nucleotides long. It is a transcript of the gene ZNF280B, whose product is annotated as zinc finger protein 280B. Gene Ontology annotation, biological process: regulation of DNA-templated transcription. The record is from RefSeq and is a predicted model, not a curated record. The transcript is spliced from 3 exons. Gene Ontology annotation, molecular function: RNA polymerase II cis-regulatory region sequence-specific DNA binding; DNA-binding transcription factor activity, RNA polymerase II-specific. NCBI's taxonomy places the organism in Eukaryota, Metazoa, Chordata, Mammalia, Primates, Lemuridae. Bases 237 to 1919 code for a protein of 560 amino acids.
CGCUGCGCCGGGGGACUGAAGAGGCGUCAUUGCCGCCGGCUUCGCCCCGGGAGCGCCGCCGGGGCGGGUGCGUGGCCGGCAGCUCCGGGACAGCCGCCGACCGGGACUGAUGUGACCACCUUCUGGCUGGAAUAUGUCAAGUUCUUAAAAGUUUCACUGUACGCCUGAGGUGGCAGUUUAUAUAAAGGAAGCACUGGGACUGUGGCCACACCCUUCAAGAAUAAAAAAAUUAGAAAAUGGAACAACCAUAUAUGUUAUGUGAUGAAGAAGAAGAGCCAGAACCACAGAAGAACAUAAAAGAAACCAAGCAAGUAGAUGAUGAAGAUGCUGAGCUAAUCUUUGUGGGGGUGGAACAUGUGAAUGAAGAUGCUGAGCUCAUCUUUGUUGGGGUGACUUCAAAUUCAAAACCAGUUGUUUCAAACAUUUUGAACAGAGUCACCCCAGGUUCAUGUUCAAGGAGAAAAAAGUAUGGCCGCCUUAGGAAAGAUGCUGCUCACAAAUUGCAGCCUACAAGUCAAGUGAUGCCUGCGUUGGGAGCAGUGACUGUCUCGCCGGCCUCUCGGUCUGGAUCAAGAUCAACAGAUAGUCCUAUUAUUAUUGAGCCUUCAUCUAAAUCUGAUUGUAAAAAUAGUUCACCACAAGUCGUGCCUAAUAGCUCUUCAGAAUUAUAUUCUCCCUUGAUUACAUGCACAAGCUCAUUGCAUCAUCCAGUAAAAAAAGCACUUUCGGUAGAAGGUAUGAGUGAAAGUCCAUGUGUAUCAAAGCGACUUUCUACUUCUGAAGAAAACGGCAUAAGUCCCAAAAGGGCUAAACUCAGGGAUGGAAUCACAGAGGGAGCUUCUUCAGCUGUGUCCCCUUCAGGUAUCUUUCAUACGGUGAAUACUCAGCAGAGUACACCCUCAGACAAUGUUCAUACCUCAUUAAGCCAUGUUCCGAAUGGAGUCCCUUUUCCAGCAGCUUUUCCAAAGGACAGUAUGCAUUGCAAGCCUAUAAAUGCAAAUCUUGCUAGGGAAGAGGCAUUGGCACAAACAGACUUUUCAACUCUAGCAAGUCAAAACCAGACCUUUGAUCCCAAGAAAGGAAAUCUGAUCAUGUUACUUAGUGACUUUUACUACGGACAGCAUAAAGGAGAUGGGACGCCAGAGCAGAAGACUCACACAACCUUUAAAUGCCUCAGCUGCAUGAAAGUGCUAAAAAAUGUUAAGUUUAUGAAUCACGUGAAGCACCAUUUGGAACUUGAGAGGCAGAGGAGCGACAGCUGGGAAAACCACACCACCUGCCAGCACUGCCACCGGCAGUUUCCCACUCCCUUCCAGCUGCAGUGUCAUAUUGAAAGUGUGCACACUGCCCAGGAGCCCGCAGCUGUCUGUAAAAUCUGUGAAUUGUCAUUUGAAACAGAUCAGGUCCUCCUGCAACACAUGAAGGACAAUCAUAAGCCUGGCGAAAUGCCCUAUGUGUGCCAGAUUUGCAAUUACAGAUCGUCGGUCUUUGCUGAUGUGGAAACACAUUUUAGAACGUGCCACGAAAACACUAAAACUUUGCUUUGUCCAUUUUGUCUCAAAAUUUUCAAAACUGCAACACCAUACAUGUGUCAUUAUAGGGGGCACUGGGAAAAGAGCGUACACCAGUGUUCUAAGUGCCGGCUACAGUUUUUAACUUUCAAGGAGAAAAUGGAGCACAAGACCCAGUGUCAUCAAAUGUUUAAGAAGCCUAAGCAACUAGAAGGAUUGCCUCCUGAAACAAAAGUUGUUAUUCAGGUGUCCCUGGAACCUCUUCGCUCAGAAUCAGUGGAAAUAGCGUCCAUUACUGUGAACACAUCUGACUCUGAACCAUCACUUCCCAUGUCUAAAAGUAGAAUUUCAAAAAAAAAACCCAUUAAUGCUACUUGCAGUAAAUCUAAAAUAUUUCAAACCAAAUAAAACUCUCCCAUAAAA